GUUUCUGCCAUUUCACACCGCCUUAUCUAAUUUACAUCAUCGCUCCCUGCAUCCAUCGACAUGCCUACAAUACACCACACCCCACACCCACCGUCAAACGCCUUAGAAACAAAAGAUAGUUCUGCUACGAACGAAUCAUGCCCUUUGCACAACUAGUAAUAGGCCCCCCCGGGUCCGGAAAAUCUACAUACUGCGAUGGCAUGCACCAAUUCAUGUCGGCAAUCGGCCGCAAAUGCUCCGUUGUCAACCUCGACCCCGCCAACGACAGGACUUCCUACACCCCUGCGCUCGACGUGCGCGAGCUAGUGACGCUAGAGGAGAUCAUGGCCGAAGAUACUCUGGGGCCCAACGGGGGGAUACUAUAUGCACUUGAGGAGGUAGAGGCGAACUUUGACUGGCUAAAGGAGGGCUUGGAGGGGCUAGGAGAUGACUAUGUUCUAUUCGAUUGCCCGGGCCAAGUCGAACUCUUUACACACCACUCGUCAUUGCGAAAUAUUUUCUUCCAAAUCCAAAAACUUGGGUACAGACUCGUCGUAAUCCAUCUUAUCGAUUCCUAUAAUCUUACCCUCCCUUCAAUGUACAUCUCCGCCCUCCUCCUCUCCCUCCGCGCCAUGCUCCAAAUGGAUCUACCUCACAUCAACGUCCUCACCAAAAUAGACAACCUCUCCAACUACCCCCCACUCCCCUUCAAUCUAGACUUUUACACAGAGGUCCAAGACCUAUCCUAUCUCAUGCCGCAUUUAAAGGAGGAAUCCCCUCGCCUAGCAAACUCGAAAUUCGACGCACUGAAUCAGGCGAUCGUCGAGCUUGUGCAGGAUUUCGGACUUGUGGGGUUUGAAACACUCGCGGUCGAGGAUAAGAAGAGCAUGAUGAGCUUGUUACAUGUUAUUGAUCGGGCAGGAGGGUAUGCGUUUGGCUCCGCGGAGGGGGCGAAUGAUACGGUCUGGCAAGUGGCGGUUAGAGAAGGAUUGGGGACAAUGGAUAUAAAAGAUGUACAGGAGAGAUGGCUGGAUGCGAAGGAUGAGUGGGAUGAGAAGGAGAGGAGGGGGUGGGAAGAGGAAGCCAAGGCGCGGGAAGAAGCGGGGAAGAAUGCGCCCCGUGCUGGAGGUGGUGAUAGCGAUGUUGACAUGGACCAUAUGGACGAUUUCGACAUGUCCAUCCUUCCAAAUAGCGGUAUAAAGGUUGUAAGAAAGUAACGAAUGUAUAACGAGCCUCAUGACAUGAAUGUAUAAAACAACAAAAUAACAAGGCAGGGGUAUCUUCAAUAUCGAGAAAUAAAGAAAUUAAUAGAAGUAAAAAGGCGUACUCACUCGUGUGAACUGUUCGAGGAUAGAUAACUCUCUCAUCCCAUAGAGAAUGUCGAGGCACGAAGCACACCCUCCCCACGUAUUCAAUCCUCCUCACUCCCAUCCCCUUCUUCGUCUUCCUCGUCAUCCAACCCCAUUUCUACAUCCACAUCCGCGUCCACUUCCCCAGUCUCCCCUCCAAACCUCCCCUCGAGCACUCCACCACCAACCGCCUCCUCCCCCCUCAUCCGCAUCCGCACAACCUCCCUCCUCGCCCUCGCAAUGGCCUCUUCCUCCGCCCUCCGCAUCGUCCCCGAAACCCUCACGACACGAAACACACAAUCGUUCUGCAUCACUCCAGGCUUGCCGCUCUUGGAUGACGCAGGUGGUAUACGGGACAUAUAUGUCAGCGCGGACCAGACAAGUCUAUAACUCGCGCGGGGACAGCGGAUUAUGGCCGUGGAUGUUGCGGGAGACAGAUAUUUCACUGAAUAUAUGCACACACACGCAUGGGUGAUUGUUUGUUCAUUAGCAAAUGCUGCGAUUGGAUUUAUCAUUUCUUGUACUACCCUCUUCUUCUUCUCCUUCUCCUUCUUCUUCUUCUUCUCCUUUUUGUUCUCACAAGCAACGGCCCGAGCCAGAACUAGGAGACAUGAAAAGAAAUAUACUUACCGCUAACACCCCCCGCGCCGCUGCCGCCCAACCUGCCCAUUCCCCAAUCACCAAAUAUCUCCGCAACAUGCUCGCGCACGGCACGUGCCAGCGACUGCGGUGUUAGCGUAUCGGGGGUCGGGCGGUGGAUGAGGAGAUGAAUAGUCUUUGCAUUGUUGGGAAUGGCCUGUGUAUGUUUCGAUUUGGCUGUUGUUGAAGCGGCAUCGACAAUUGAGUCCGGGUGCGAGGUUGGAGGGUACAAGAUGUCUAUCAGGAGAUAGCGGUGUUUAAAGCGAACCAUAUCUUUUUUGAUAAGGUAUUUUUUCCUUUUCUUAUUCUUUUCUUGUUGGCAGUGGUUAAAAAACUAAGGGGGGAAUGGAAGCCAUGCGCGGCCAACCAGCAUUUUUUUAAAGCUCAUCGUGUCGCCAAACUGUGGCUGCUGCUUCUGGCCCCAAAACAAGCAACAAGAAAAGAUUGAAACAUGAAUUAUACUGCAAUUUGGCUAUUUAAUUAUACCAUUGCUAAAAAAUUGUUUGGUCACAGCUGUCACAGAAUGUUCUCUUCUUACUUGUGGGUUUAAGAAUGCUGAUUCUGAUCACAAUUGCUCCUCCAUGUACUGUACAAGCUUCAUGGACUUGUAGUAUCACUUAUAUGUAUACUCGGUAUUGUCACCGUCAUUUUAUAUAUAACUAGUUAAUAUAGCAUCCCCGAGAUCCGGUUGGAUGACAAGUGACAUGACAA
Molecule: messenger RNA, 2678 nt
Organism: Blastomyces dermatitidis ER-3
Lineage: Eukaryota; Fungi; Ascomycota; Eurotiomycetes; Onygenales; Ajellomycetaceae
Product: ATP binding protein
Exons: 3
Coding region: 138-1196 (352 amino acids)
Cellular component (GO): cytoplasm
Molecular function (GO): GTPase activity
Source: RefSeq, a predicted model, not a curated record